AGCACUCACGCCAUACAAGUUUUAUACGCAGAAGAGUCGAAUUGUCAUCUUAAUAAUCUACAUAACUUAUUAAGCAGAAUGUUCGUUGUACGUCGUAGUACUGCCCGUUUGUACCCAGCAGGAGUGCAGUUGGCCAAAAUGAGCGGUCAACUCGGUGACUUGGGCAGCGGUGCCGGCAAGGGAGGUGGCGGCGGUGGAUCCAUUCGCGAGGCUGGUGGCGCCUUUGGCAAAAUGGAAGCCGCACGCGAGGAGGAGUACUUCUACAAGAAGCAAAGGGAUCAGUUGGAGCGCUUGAAGAACGACCAGAUCCAUCAGGCUGAAUUCCAUCAUCAGCAGAUCAAGGAGCACGAGGAGGCCAUUCAGCGUCACAAGGAGUUCCUCAACAAUUUGCACAAGUGAAUCAAUCUGGAUAAAUAAAAUCUAAAUAUCCAAUGCGAAACAUGUACAUUUAAAUAAAGGCAUUUUAAAGAGGGAACUUUACUGAUAUUUUUGAUUGUACUUAAAGCAAUUCCAUACACACUUUAUAAAGAAUGUUCAGUGCCUAAAUAAAAAUCAUUUUUUAAUA
This is a messenger RNA of Drosophila innubila, 565 nucleotides long. RefSeq names its product ATPase inhibitor mai-2, mitochondrial. The transcript is spliced from 4 exons. Gene Ontology annotation, molecular function: ATPase inhibitor activity. Gene Ontology annotation, biological process: negative regulation of ATP-dependent activity. Gene Ontology annotation, cellular component: mitochondrion. Lineage: Eukaryota; Metazoa; Arthropoda; Insecta; Diptera; Drosophilidae. Bases 79 to 399 code for a protein of 106 amino acids. The record is from RefSeq and is a predicted model, not a curated record.